Molecule: messenger RNA, 4729 nt
Organism: Volvox carteri f. nagariensis
Lineage: Eukaryota; Viridiplantae; Chlorophyta; Chlorophyceae; Chlamydomonadales; Volvocaceae
Product: Kif4 type kinesin
Exons: 24
Coding region: 254-4360 (1368 amino acids)
Biological process (GO): mitotic spindle organization; microtubule-based movement
Molecular function (GO): microtubule motor activity
Source: RefSeq, a predicted model, not a curated record
GUACGCUGACCGUGCACGUCACAUCCGCAACAAGCCAGUGGUGAAUCGUGACCCGGUGGCGGCUCAGCUGGCAGUGCUGAGGAACACAAUCGCGCAGCUCAAAUCGGAGAAUGUUUCGCUCAAACGUGCACUAGCAGCUUCCGGUAACGAGGGGUGCCUGGACGCAUUAGGAACAAGCGGGCUCGGUAACAGCGCGCUGGAGAGCUUAGUGGAUCGGCUUACGCAGGAGAAUAGCGCUUUGGAGUCGGAGAACAUGCGCCUCAAGAUGGAUUUGGAGGACUUAAGGCAAGACCUGGCAGCCAUCACGGACAAGUGGCAAACUGCACAGGCGCAGUGCGACCUAUUGCGAAUGAACCAGGCGGCUGCUGCUGCCGGUCUGCAGCACCGUCAGGACAACCCCGGUGGGCCGGACGGGGCCGAGCUGCCCAUGCCUGGCCUGGACAUUGUCAAGGGCUACGUGGCCCGCAUCGCGGAGCUGGAGGCUGAGGUGAAGUCCAUGAAGUCAUUGGCGGUUCACCUUCCCUACAUGCGGCGGCGCGUGCAUGGUCUGGAGCCCCGUACGCCGGGUGGUGUGAAAACGGUCGGAGAACUGGAUCCAGCAUCACCGGGUAUGUCCAGCGUCACCGGGUACGGGGUACAAUAUCGAGUUGCCCGGGCUCAUAGCAUGAGUGCAAUUGGUGUGCGUGCCAAGGCCAUGCAACGCCGUCUUUCGCCAGGGCCCGCCUCGAUGCUCGACGGCCCAAUUACACUGGACGGUGCUGACGGCGGUGGGGAUGGUGAGGAUGACGCGGUGCUCAACCAGCCGGGCGAUCUGGCUGUCGAGGAGGAGGAGAUUUUCAUGGCUGAGCUUGCAGCUCACACGCUGAGCCAAGAGAAGAUGAAGAAGGAGGUGGCGCUGCUGCAACGUCAGCUGGAGGCCAAGGAGCGCAAGAUGGUGGAGCUGAUGGUGAACGCGGGCGCAACGCCGGCUCUCAAGCAGCAUUAUGACAGGGCGAUGGCAGACUUGGAAGCCCAGCGGGAUACUCUGGUCGCUGAGCGGAAGGCACUCAUGGAGCUGCGGCAUCAAGAGCGCGAGUACGCGCGCUUGCAAAAGAUCAAGCAGCGCACCGAGGACGCCCAUCGCCGUCUCUCUGCUGACAUCAUACGGCUCAAGCAGCAGAAGGUCGCGGUCCAGAAGCAGCUUGAAGCUAACGCGAAGCAGUUUGCGCAGUGGCGGCAGGAACGCGAACGUGAACUGGGCCAGCUGCGCAAACAGAGCCGCAAAGACCGUGCUCAGAUUCAGCACCUGCAGGCCAUGGCGGCCAAGCAGUCUGCUGUCCUGCAGCGGAAGAUUUCGGAUGCCACUGCAGCACGCAAGCGUAUCAAGGAGCUCGAGGAGGAGAAAAGACGAAAGGCAUCGCAGCCACAGGCGACGGCUGCUGUGGUCACACAGCCAGCAGGGGGUGGCAACGUUGAGAUUCAGCCAAACGCCCAGGCGCCUCUGCUACGCACAGACAAGGAGCGGCGGGAAUGGCUUCAGAGAGAGCUUGAAAUGUGCAACAUGUCGUGCGAGUUCCGCAAGGUCAUUGACGGCGAGCUUGCUCAACGCGCAGAAGCUACUCGGAAGCUUAAGGAACUCGAGAAACGCCUCACGUAUCUGGAUCAGACACAGCCAGCCAGUCCACUUCUUAUGGCUGGGGGGCACGCCGUCCUGCCCUUCAGCCCCAACACUGCGUCCACUAUGGCCAUGGGCGCUGGUGCUGCCAGUGACCCGGAAUACCGGCAAAAACUUCUGACGAAGAAGAGGGAGCUGGAGGAGAAGGUGGCAUACCAUAACGAGCAAAUUACUGAGCUGCAAGCGGACUGGGAGCGGCAGAAGGCGGAGGAGGAAUCCCGCGGCGGUGGUGCUCUUGAUCCUCGGCGGUGGACCGGGCUGCGUACCGUUGCGGAGUGCCGCGAGCUGCUGCGCACGCUGUUCCGGAUGAGCGUCGAAUCCAAGACCCUGAGCAACGAGCUGACCGUCGAUAUGGUGCGGUACAUGGAGGAGGUUGACGUCCUGCGCGUGCAGCUGGAUGGUGCGCAGAAGAAAUCUGCGCAGUACCGCAAGCUCGCAAUCACACUUCAGGCCGCUGCAGCACACGUCGCGGCUGCACCACCCCACAGUUCCAUGUCAACGCAGGACGAAACCGAUAAGCAGGUAGAUGCCGUCCUUGAGGCACUCAACGUGGUGCGCAACAACACGCCAUCGGCUGUUACAAGCCGAGCGAACAGGAACGUUGGACUUGCCACGACCGGCGGGGGCGAUGUUGAAAUGCAGGACGCGGGGUCCCCCGACACGCCUGCUACCUCCAGGGAGGGGCCGACUAAGGCCCUGGAGUUCCUGUCGCCUGUACCACGACGAGGGUUGCCAUCGUACGAUGCUGCUGGCGGAGCCAUGAAGCGUUACUCGCCUGACUACCGGCACAGCAAUCGCGGGAGCGAUGGCCAGGUUAACACUAUCGACAAGGCCAAACGAGUGAUGUGUGGCACUGAGCAAAGUGAUCACCGGAGGUCGGAUGAUAUGGAGGUGGACGAAGGAAUCGAGGUGAAGACCCGCCCCGAGCAGGCUGUUGUUGAAGAUAGUGACGUGGAGGAUGACCAGGGCAGCUCGGACGAUGAUGAUGUUGUUGAUAAUCAAGACGAUGACGAAGAGGAAGAGGAGGACGAAGAGGAUGAGGAUUCCUCUGGGGAUGAGGACAGCGACGGUGACCGUGACUGGAACCCCAAGAAUGCCACCCCCGCACCAAAGUUCCGCUCCUCACGUGCAAGCCGUCGAUCUUUGGCUUGCGUGGGUGCCGGUAACACGGCUGGAGGCUCCAGGCGCAAUAGCCGCCGCCCGUCUCCUACUGACACGUCCUCUGGGGAUGAGGAUAAAUUCGCGGAAGAGCAGUCAAAAAGCCGCCGCGGCAGCAGGAUAGGUGCAGGAUCUCGCCGGGGGACCACCUCUAGGCGCAACAGUGACGAUAAUGAUCCUGCUGCAGCACUUGAGGCGCCCGUGCUUGACGACAUCAACCUACGCCGCAUGUGCGCCGGCGGCCCUGAGGCGCGUCUGCAGAAGCUCACUGUGGCCGCGCUCAAGGAGGCUCUCAAAGGCAAAGUCAUCGACGGGCAGAAGUGGGUUGCAGGCUCGAAGACGCGCGCGACAAUGAUUCAGGAUUACCGCAGGAUGUUGGGGCUGGACAAGGUACCGUCUCAGCAUCAGUCAUUAUCCCACUCACCAGACUCAGACGGGGGAGGGGCUGCCAAGUACACAGAGCCCAACGAGGGGAACGAUGCAACAGCGAGCAGGCGCUAUCGGGCAGAGAGCAGCGGCGGCGGUGGGGCUGAAAUUAGCGUGGGCGGCGCGAAGCAGGUUGUGGUGCCGCAUGUAGACGCAUCGCAAAGAUCGAAGAGGAGCUCAGAAGAUGACGAGCCCCUGCCAAACGCCAUCGGGGCGGCGGGUUCCAAAUGGAAAUGGCAUGGGUCCAUGGGCUCGUUCAUCCCUUAUGUCACAGACCCACUCUGCUCGCCCCUACACGACGUGGGCAUCCUCCCUGCGUGCAACAACUGUCCCGACAACCGACGGGAAUGCUGGCGCAGCAGAAACAGGGGCACCCCAGGCCGCCGGACCCCCCUUGCUUGCUGCCACGAGGCACUGCUACAGGCACAGCUGCUCAACCGGCUGCUGCAUCUGCAGAUGUGGGCGUAUCUGGUGCAGCCACCUGCAGGCGUACAGCAUGGGCAGAGCACAAGCCCUAACUUACCGCGGCCACCGACUGGCCCUGGGGGCUUUAGCCCUCCCAGCAGCAGCAUGGGCUCCCCCACGCCGCGCUCCAUUCCCAGGUCUGCCGGUCGGCCUACCAGCGCUCGCAUGUACUCUCCAGGGAUGUCUCCGGACUCACGUGAACAACGGGGCUUCUUGUACAGCGGUGGCGAAAACAUGCAGCCUGACGUCACCACGCCCCGUGGAACUAUGAACGCGUCAUCGGAGGGCAAGAGAACCCCGCUCACUUCCUUGUACAAGGAAAAGGCGGCGGCAGCGCGUGAACGCUCUGCGGCCCUGCGUGUGAGCAUGCAGAAGAACUGGGAGCAUCAAGACCAACAGCACUUGCGUGGGAGCAGCCUGAACGGUGCAACGACCGUUCACUGCGUGGCAAUGCAACUGGCCUCCGCGACAGCACGGGUAGCAGCAUCGGAGGAAACAAGCAGCAGAAAGCCAUUUGGCGCUGAGGAAGCGGGUCCGACAAGUGCCCCGGGUUUGGAGGUUACAGCGACCGUACGGCAUCCCGGACUGGAUGAACCCAGAAGCGGCGGCGAAGACGGUAACAGGGCAUUCCGGCGCGUUGAGACGGGAACCUCUUGAUGGUAUCGACGGGGCAAGCUUCACCCGCUACUUCCCAACAGCGCUGAAAUGCCAAUUAACUUCGCAGCGCCGGCGCGGUGCAGUUGCACCGUGCAUGAUCGCAGGCCAUGUCGCCACUUGAAUCGCUCACCACAUGCGGAGCCCAAACCUGGAACGGCCGAGCUGCCAAACAAGCCCCACAUGGCAUACGACACCAUAGCACCGCUCUCGUCUCACGUCUCACCCGGUGUAUCCAUGCACUUUCGUUUCCUGAUGCCCCGUUCCAUGAGCCCUUUCCCUCCAGGGAGGUGCUCUCUGCUCUGCACUUCCACGCGCAUACCCCUGUUUCGCCUCUCCCUGGGCCGCCCUCUUCCCACCGGCCCUCCUCUC